AACUAGGAUGUAAUUUUACCGUAUCACCCCUCCCCUCCACUUUAGGGUUUCGUAUUCACAGUCUCGGGUCCCUGCAAACAGAAAGUGUUCUGCAAAACGCAACGGAGAAACCAUGGCGGCUACCCAGAUGAGCAAAAAGCGAAAGUUUGUUGCUGAUGGAGUGUUUUUCGCGGAGUUGAACGAAGUGCUGACUCGAGAGUUGGCGGAGGAUGGCUACUCCGGAGUCGAAGUUCGUGUCACACCGAUGCGGACAGAGAUCAUUAUCCGGGCUACUCGUACUCAGAACGUGCUUGGAGAGAAGGGUAGGAGAAUUAGGGAGCUGACUUCAGUUGUUCAGAAGCGUUUCAAGUUUCCAGAGAACAGUGUGGAGCUUUAUGCUGAGAAGGUCAACAACAGGGGCCUGUGUGCCAUAGCUCAGGCUGAGUCAUUACGUUACAAGCUGCUUGGAGGCCUGGCAGUGAGGAGGGCUUGCUAUGGUGUUUUGAGGUUUGUUAUGGAGAGUGGGGCCAAGGGAUGUGAGGUUAUCGUAAGUGGAAAGCUCCGUGCUCAGCGUGCCAAGUCAAUGAAAUUUAAGGAUGGGUACAUGAUAUCCUCUGGGCAACCUGUCAAGGAGUACAUUGAUUCUGCUGUGCGGCAUGUUCUUCUUAGACAGGGAGUACUUGGUAUCAAGGUCAAAAUUAUGCUUGACUGGGAUCCAAAGGGCAAGCAAGGGCCAAUGACACCAUUGCCGGACCUUGUCACCAUCCAUCCCCCGAAGGAAGAAGAGUAUAUUCCUCAAACUGUAGCACCUCCCGCUGUUGAAGUAGCGUGAAACCUGAGCUGAUCCCUGAGCAAAUAGAAUUAUCACCUAUAUUUGCUGGUGGAUAGGGGCUUGUUGCCAUUAUUCUGUUAGAUUAGAGUGAUACAUGUACUCGUAAAGGGACCUUGUCUAGGACCUGCUCACUGAACUGCCAGUGAUACUUGUGCUUUCAUUCUUACUCAGCGAUCUUUUUGGAUGCUAAAUUAAAACUAUUCUGUUGAUUUUAUAUCACUUUUGUAAUGUUUAUUGUAAAAGAAGUCAGGAAAUAUCAUUCGCUCGUCGCUUGGCGUC
Molecule: messenger RNA, 1090 nt
Organism: Sesamum indicum (sesame)
Lineage: Eukaryota; Viridiplantae; Streptophyta; Magnoliopsida; Lamiales; Pedaliaceae
Product: small ribosomal subunit protein uS3y
Biological process (GO): translation
Cellular component (GO): cytosolic small ribosomal subunit; nucleus
Molecular function (GO): structural constituent of ribosome; RNA binding
Source: RefSeq, a predicted model, not a curated record